AUGUCCAGGAACGCCGUGCGCGAUGAUGCUCGAAUCGGAGACUUUAUCCUCAGCGGCGAGAUUGGAAAAGGCUCGUUUGCCGUCGUGCACAAGGGCUACCGCCAGCAAACGAGGGAGCCGGUGGCCAUCAAGAUUGUCACGCGCAAGAAGCUGACGACCAAGCUGCUCGAAAACCUUGAGGGCGAGAUCGCCAUCCUAAAGGCCAUCAACCACCCCAACAUUGUCGAGCUCAAGGAAUGCCUGAAAACCGACGCUCACAUCUACCUGGUGAUGGCCUUCUGCUCGGCGGGCGAUCUGUCGCAGUACAUCAAGAAGCGCUAUGAUAUCCACCUGCUCGGCGAGCACGACGGCAACGGUAGCAGCGGCAGCGGCAGCGGCGCUGGCACGACCAAGGCAGCUGUCGUCAAGAAGGCACCCUCGCCCUACCCGCACCCCGAGGACGGCGGCCUCAACGAGACCAUCGUGCGCUCCAUCCUCACCCAGCUCGCCGGCGCGCUGCAGUUUAUGCGCGGCAGGGACAUUGUGCAUCGAGAUAUCAAGCCCCAGAACCUCUUGUUGCAGCCGCCGGAGCAAUCUUUCAUCGAUCUCGGCAACCCGAAAGAGAUCCCGCAGGUCAAGGUGGCCGACUUUGGCUUCGCGCGCCACCUCGGCAGCAACGUGCUCGCCGAGACGCUGUGUGGCUCGCCGCUCUACAUGGCGCCCGAGAUUCUGCGCUACGAAAAGUACGACGCCAAGGCGGAUCUCUGGUCCGUCGGCGCGGUGCUGUUCGAGAUGAGCGUGGGCAAGCCGCCGUACAAGGCCAACAACCACGUCGAGCUGCUGCGCAGGAUCGAAAAGGGCGAGGACCGGAUCAAGUUCCCCGACGAGAGGUCGGCCGGGUCGCUCGCCCGGGAAGCCGUGCGCAGGCAGGAGGCCGGCGAGCCGCCGCUGCCGCCGCCCCACCCGGUCUCGGGCGACAUCAAGACGCUCAUCCGCCAGCUGCUCCGCCAACGGCCCGUCGAGCGCAUGAGCUUCGAAGACUUCUUCCACAGCCCCGUCAUCGAGGACUACAAGGCCCAGGUCCUGGCCAACGUGCCGACAGCCAGGCCAGUGCCAUCGAACGCGGGCGCGGUCGGUGUCAAGCAGAUCGAGGCGCACACCGCGGCCAUCGACAGCAACGCGACGGCGGCAUCCUCGGCGCCAGCGGCCGAUUCAGCGGGCCUGCAGCGGCGAGGCUCAGGGACGCAGGGCACGCAUAGCCGCAGCAGCAGCACGAGGGAACGGGAGGCCGCCCUGCAGCCGGUACGGAACGAUUCGACGCCCCUCACAGGCUCACCCAAGCCCUCUGCGGCUGCUGUGCCGCGGUCAUUCACCAGCAAGUACGUCGUCGGCGAUGUCGGACUGCCGACACCCACGGCGGCGACGACAACGACGACGACGACCAAGACGAUGACGCAGGGGGCCGAGCGGCGAGACAAUCAGCGGUCUGCAUCAUCUUCAUCGAGGGACGGAGUUCGCAGCAGCAACUCUGCCUCCAACACCGCCGGCGCGACACGCCGAUCUGGCGGCGACGAGGAGGCGGCACAGGCAUCUCAACAGCCCUAUGCGAGGUCGCCUGACGAGAUCGGGACGGCCGUCGACUCUGGCCAUCUCGACGAAGGCAAGGGCGAGGACAGCUUCCUGGGGAAAGAGUACGUCAUGGUCGAGAAGCGCAACGUCGAGGUCAAUGCGCUGGCCGACGAGCUGGCCGCUUCGCCCCUCCAGCCGCAAUCGGGCAUGGCCCGUCGACCCUCUCGGCUGAGCCGCCUCAGCUCUGGCGCCGCUGCCGCUGCUGCCGUCGCCAGCAAUGUCGGUCCGACGGGCGAGGGCAGUGCCACGCGGCUAAGCUCGACCCCACCUGGAGGUGUGUGGCCGUCGUCGGCACCCUUUGCGCUGCCACCGGGCGCCCGACCCUCGUCGUUCCCGCGCCGCACCAGCCUCACCUCGAGCGGCUCGCCGUCGCCACGCCUGACAACGCAGCCCAUGCCUACCAUCGAUGGCAGCAGCGGUGGCGCCGGAACCACCGUGGCGCGGCGCGAGAGCUCGGGCGCGCCGGCGGCAGAGGAUCCGGCGCCGUCCAACGCGGCUGGGCAGCGGCCGAUCUACUCGGCGUCGCCGUCGUCGUCGAGCAGCCCGUCGAGCGCGCUGGCGCGGGCCAUCAGCAUGGCCAGCCUGCGCCUGUUUGGCGUGCCAUCUGGCAUGUCGCUGCGGGGCGCCGCGGCGCUGGUGCGCAGUCGGAGCAACCGGAGGGUCUCGUACCUGCGCUACGGCGAGCCCAGCGCCGACGGCGCCGAGGCGGGCCUCCUCGUCACGCUCGAGGACCUGGGUCAGAAGUCGUUUGUGCUCUCGGAAUUCGCCGACUCGAAGCUUGCUGCUUUCUUCCCGGCAGGCCCGCACCAGUCGACGCAGGAGCUCGACUCUUCGUCGAUGAUGCAGCACGGCGCCGGCGGUGGCUCGCCUGGCCGGGCCAGCAGCUUUGCGGGCGGCAACGGCAGCGGCAGCCGCGGCGGCCGGCGGACCAGCUCGGCGUCGUCGAUCUCGUCGGCGUUUGACCCGACAGCGGCAGAGACGGCGGCGGCCGAGGCGCUGGUGCUGUACGUCAAGUCGCUCUCGUUUCUGCAGCGGGGCAUCAACGCGACCAAGGCGUUCCUCGAGGCGCGAUCGCGACCCGGCUCGCCCGCCGCGCCGAGCGUCGAGCUCAACGAGAUUGUGCAGUGGCUGCGCGCUCGGUUCAACGAGGGCUACGACAAGGCCGACUUUGCGCGGUCCAAGUGCGGCGAGAUUCCCGAGAGCGCGCAGCACGUCGACCGGCUGAUUUUCGACAAGGCGCUCGAGGUGGCGCGGGCGGCGGCGCUCGACGAGCUGGAAAACAACCAGCAGGGCAGCGGGUGGGACGCCAACCACUGCCUGCUGGCCUACGAGACGGCGAGCUCGAUGCUCAUGGCGCUCCUCGACCCGGGCGAGGAAGGCAUGGGCCUCAGCGACGGCAGCAUCGCCACGAUUGAAAAGUUUGUCAAGAGCAUCAACAAGCGCCUCGUGGCGCUGCAGACCAAGUUUGGCGGCGGCGGCGGUGGCGAGGCGUCGUCGGCGAGCAUCGCCACGAGCCGGGUUCCGUCGCCUGCGGGCAUUGUCGCCGGGGCCGGCUCGGUCUCUCCGUCCUCUGGCGGCAGCAGGGCGGCUGCCAACCCCGCGUCGCACUGA
This is a messenger RNA of Pseudozyma flocculosa PF-1, 3219 nucleotides long. RefSeq lists its product as uncharacterized. The record is from RefSeq and is a predicted model, not a curated record. Gene Ontology annotation, biological process: protein autophosphorylation; peptidyl-serine phosphorylation; autophagy. Lineage: Eukaryota; Fungi; Basidiomycota; Ustilaginomycetes; Ustilaginales; Ustilaginaceae. The coding region runs from base 1 to 3219 and encodes 1072 amino acids. The transcript is spliced from 4 exons. Gene Ontology annotation, cellular component: cytoplasm; autophagosome. Gene Ontology annotation, molecular function: ATP binding; protein serine/threonine kinase activity.